AUGGAACAUCACAACACAGAACACGCUGCAAGUUCUUCCGGUCAAAGCACGUCACCGCCUUCGAAACUUUCGCGUCGGAAGACUUAUGACACGUCCGAUCUAUCCCUAAGCGGAGACGAACACGAUAGGCACAAGAGAUCAGCCGCUGAGAUUUAUUUAUACCCUGGGAAUGUCCUUUGGGCCAUCGCAUUCGGGUGGUGGCUUGCUUUGAUAUCCUACUUUGUUUCCAUUUGCUUGUAUUUUACACCAUUCGGUGGCCAGCAAUAUGCAAGAGUCUUGAGGGAACUAAGCUAUUACAUAUUUUGGCCAUUCGGAAAGUAUGUGGAACGUGUUGAAGAUGAGUGGUAUAAUGUGUUCGACGAUGGGGCAAGUGAAGAUCACGAGUAUAAUUCGAGAAUGAGCUAUGAGGAUGGUGAAAGAGAGAGAUUGUUGGGUAAUAAUCUGGAAUAUGAAGAAGCUGGAAGAUCCAGAAGAAAGCGAACGGGUUGUUGUGGGAAAUUAUGCGAUCUCGGGUUGGCUGGCUUGGUCUUUUAUUUUUGGUUUUUCCUGCUAAUCGGACCACUCUACAUGCUUGUCUCAUGUCUUUGUUGGUUCAUGGUUAUUUCUAUCCCAAUGGCCAAGCUCACAUUUGUGCUCACACGUCACCUUCGGAAACAUCCACUUUCUUUACAUUUUAAGUCGGGAUCUUCACUCACACUUACUUUAUCGCAACACUCAGUGAUCUUAUUAUGCACCUACAAGGCUAUUGGCCUCCAAUAUUACAAAUACACUUACGAUGGCAUUAACAUCAUAUUUAUUAAUCUUAUGCCAAUUGUUCUAUUUACGUUUAUUGAUCAUUAUGUAUUCGUUGAGUGGUUAGGAAAAGAGGGAUUUCUGUUCAGUGCAACAUUCCGAUUUUCAUUGUGUCUUGCUUCCGUCAUCCCACUAUCGUACUUUAUUGGUAUGGCAGUGGCUUCGAUAUCCGCUCAAUCGUCAAUUGGAUUGGGUGCAGUGAUCAACGCAACGUUCGGUAGUAUUAUAGAGAUUAUUUUAUACGCUAUCGCGUUAGUAAACGGAAAAGGUUUGUUAGUAGAAGGGAGUCUCAUAGGAAGCUUAAUGGCCGGAGUCUUGUUUAUGCCUGGUAUUAGUAUGGUGAGUGGUGGAUUAAAGAGGAAAGAGCAAAGAUUUAACGCUAAAAGUGCAGAGGUGACAUCGACAAUGCUCAUCAUGGCAAUCAUAGGAGCACUUACACCGACCCUGUUUUAUCAAACAUAUGGCCAGUUUGAGAUGAGAUGUGAGAAGUGUCCCACAACGGAAGGCCUAAUAGGAACGUGCGAAAGGUGUUACCAGCUACCAAUUGAUCCAUGGGAUGACCCAUUUUACGAUGAAAGGGUCAAACCACUGAUGUAUUUCUGCGCUUUUAUAUUAGUGUUGUCUUAUUCGAUUGGUCUUUGCUUCUCGCUCGGAACGCAUGCUUCGUUAGUAUGGCAUUCAUAUCACGCCCAUGAAUCCGAACCAAGCUCAGCGCGUGGAUCACUCUAUAAACGUUUAAUCCCGCUUCACAUGCUUCAGCAGAUAUUGCCUGGUUCAACCCACUACACACACGGUUCAGGACUUCAUCAAGACAUACCACCCCCAAAUCCUCGUCCACAGUCAGCUCCAACAAGCGCUGUAAAUUACGAUACUUACAAUAUGGCUCAGCCGGAAGAAGAGGAAGAACCCGGUGGUCAUGAUUCUCCUAAUUGGAGCAAGUUUAAGAGUGGAGUAGUAUUAGUAUUAUGUACAGUCGCGUAUUCAUUUAUAGCAGAAAUUCUUGUGGCCAAUCUCGGUGACGUAUUCGAAGAAGAUGCUGACAUCAAGUUUUUGGGAUUAACACUAUUUGCAUUGGUUCCCAAUAUCACUGAAUUUAUGAAUGCAAUGUCGUUUGCGAUUUACGGAAACAUUGCACUCAGUAUGGAAAUUGGAUCAGCGUAUGCUUUACAAGUGUGCAUGUUGCAGAUACCAGCAAUGGUAGCAUUUUCUGCAUGGUAUACUCAUGGGUCAAAAGAAUCAAUGAUGAAUUCGUUCACUCUCGUAUUUCCGCGUUGGGAUGUAUUCGCAGUAGUGUUUUCAGUGUUCCUUUUGACGUAUACUUACAUUGAAGGGAAGUCUAAUUAUUUUAAAGGAUCGAUAUUAAUCUUAUCGUAUUUAGUAUUAUUGGCUGGCUUUUAUUUUGCUUGA
Molecule: messenger RNA, 2199 nt
Organism: Paraglomus occultum
Lineage: Eukaryota; Fungi; Glomeromycota; Glomeromycetes; Paraglomerales; Paraglomeraceae
Source: the annotation of a GenBank genome assembly